AUCAACACAAGGUUUGUUUAGCGAUAUAUUUUUAUUACUCAUAGUUGGUACGCAUACAUGCGAGCAGAACCAAGGCAAAUCUCCCUAGGAUCACUUGUCGUCUGUUCUCCUCCGAAGAUUUACGUCAAAAUGGCUGGUUUUGUGUCCACAGUCUACAAUGUUAUCUGCCGCCGCAGUUCAACAUUUGCGCUCGCCAUAGUAGCUGGCACGUACGUUUUCGAACGUAGUUUUGACUCCGUAUCCAAUCAAAUUUUUGACUCUUAUAACAGAGGAAAACAAUGGAAGGACAUCAAACACAAAUAUGAGAAGGAAUAAGAAGAGACCACGAUAUGUGCAUGCAAUAGUAUUUAAUAUUUCAUGAAGAUGAUAAUAUAAAUACAUAAUUUCGAUGGACGAAAAUAUAUUAUAAGUAGUUUAAUAAAAAUAUCACAAAUAUCUAGAGA
Diprion similis is the source of this 443-nucleotide messenger RNA. RefSeq names its product cytochrome b-c1 complex subunit 9 (gene ox). Lineage: Eukaryota; Metazoa; Arthropoda; Insecta; Hymenoptera; Diprionidae. The record is from RefSeq and is a predicted model, not a curated record. Bases 58 to 315 code for a protein of 85 amino acids. Gene Ontology annotation, biological process: mitochondrial electron transport, ubiquinol to cytochrome c. The transcript is spliced from 3 exons.